Molecule: messenger RNA, 3650 nt
Organism: Acanthaster planci (crown-of-thorns starfish)
Lineage: Eukaryota; Metazoa; Echinodermata; Asteroidea; Valvatida; Acanthasteridae
Molecular function (GO): protein binding
Source: RefSeq, a predicted model, not a curated record
UUUGAUGUGAACAGGUAUUGAGCGAUGGAGGUUCGGAAGCCUAUCAGGGUCCAAUGUGAUCCACUAUAGGUCUAGGGGUUGGUUGCAAUCAGAUCACCGCCAUAUUUGCUGUCACACGGCUGGACGGAAAGACAAAGAUUUGAUUCAUAGAGUUGGAAAUGAAUGUUGUUUGGCUUCGAGUGGGCCAAUACAUACAUUGUGACGCAUGAUUAUCAGCCGCACGAUAGUUUUAUUGCGUUUAGAUCAAUGAACGGAGUAGUCAAACCCGUGGUUAAGCGGAAGUCCUUUUUCAAGCCAAAGGAGUACAAACCGCCGGAACGGGUGCCUCACACUCAAGCCAAGAUGGACUGGUCGCCACCGCCCGAAGCCUGGACCCCUCAGAGGUACUUCGGCAUGCAGAAUCAGCACAGGGAACCGCCCCCAGAGCCCACCGGCCCUCACUGCCCCAAGCCGCCGGAGGACUUCCCCGCCAAGCUCAGCCUCAAGCUGGAGGCAGAGGACAGGGACACGGACCUGGCCCGCAUCUGCAGCGACGCCCUGCACGAGCUGCCGCAGCUGGCCAAAGUUGGCGAGAAGUUCUCGGUGGAGGGCAGCGACCUGAAGUUGGACAAGGGGGAGUCGCUCCUCUUGCUCUUCAUCGCCGAGCUUCCUCGUGUCCACGCGGUGGAUACAUCCAACGGUAGCGAAGUAUGGCUACCCGUGCAUGCCGAGCAGCUCUACGAAAGACUUCCUAUAGAUCCUCGCUUGGAUGACAAGCUGUACACAGGAGUCACAGCUCUGAUGAACAGCAAACCGCUACCAUCUGUCGUGCGGGUACUGGAAGGAUAUGGGUCUGACGAUUACUCGGAGUGCGUGGACCAAGAAGACAUCAUACAGAUCAGCCACAUCGAGGAGAAAGACAGGAGACAUGGCAAAGAGAGGGUUCUGAUCGCCAAGAAUCAAAUCGGACACCGCCUGGCUCUUCACAAAGACAUGGACUGUGCUCACUUCACCACUAUGAUGUCAGCGCUUUUCCUGCACAUGUCCGAGCUGAUUGAGCUUGAAUUCCCUCAGAGAGUGCGAGUUGUCGAGGAAACCAAUUUUGAGAAGCGCAAGCCGAAGGAAGAAAAGGUAUUCAAGUUGUUAUCUUUCAAGAAGGAUCUGCAGGUGAUAGCAACUCGAGCCAAGAAGCCCGGCCUUCUCUCCAUCCCACUUUCCGUACCCCUGGCCCUGUCCAUCAUUUCUUUCAAGGACAAGUCUGUCCAUUCCUGUCUGCCUCCCUUGUUUCCCAACAUCAAUCUCACGUGGGGUGUCAUGGAGUUUGGCAGGCUCCAACUUCCCAAGAGCCUCAGCGAAAUUUGCCAGCCCUUACCCGAGCCUCUCCGUGGCUGGCUGGAGAGUUUUGAAGGAAAAGAGCGUGUCUGCAAAGUGGCCAAAGUCUCCAAGGAAGACUUGGUGAGAGAUCUGAAGGAGUUGACCAACUACAACAAGGAUCUCACCAGCAGGAUCUCCUUCCUGGACCAGGUGGACCGUCCGCUCAUUCCGACUCGGGACAAGCCAGUGGCACCGCCCAGACCCCAAAAGCCACAAACACUCAAGCUUCCUCCAAAACCUCCGACGCUGGUUCCAAAGCCACAUCCAAAACCGCGCAGCACACCUGCCUCAGAGGCUGAAGCAAAAGAAAUUCCUAAAUAUGAGCCGCGGGGAAAAAGCCGCAAGGACUCUGAUGAUUAUGAGAUCCCCGCUGUUAGCAUGGGAGGCGAGGAAGACGACGAUGACUAUGAAGUUGUACCCGAUACGACAGGCACUACAAAGGCAGGCACAGACACAGCCUGUCAAGAGCUGAAGAUCAUACUGCAACAAAAGGAAAAGACAAUUACCAAGCUGAGGGAUGAAAAUGAACGCUUGACGGAGAAGUGCAAGGCCUUAGAGGAAGAGAGAGAACGAAUUCAACAGUCUAACUACAGAAACAUUGAUGAGAUCAACCGACUUCAGGUCCAGAUCGACCGUCUGUUAUCCAAAGAUGAUGAUGAAAUUUAUGACACCAUUUCACCCACGGAGCGCCCGCUUCCAAACCUGCCCAUCAGCCCAGGAGCGGCUAUCUACAACAGCCCCGGAGAUCUUAUGGUUGAGACAAAGUUAAUGUCCCGCACUGACGUAGAGGGUGUGGCCGACAUAUUGAGGCAGCUGAACUUAGGGCAGUACGUUGAGAAGUUCAAACAGGAAGAGGUGCAAGGGGAAUUGCUAGUUGAACUCGAGGAGGAUAUCUUGACGGAGGACUUGGGCAUGACACGGUUACAUGCACGCAAGUUGCUUAUGUACAUAAAAAAGAACGUGAAAUAGGCCAUUGACGCGAUGCAUCUCAAACAGGUAAUUGUGGGGUAUUUAAAUCUUUGGAAUUGCCAGUUUGUUUGUUAAUUAGAAAAAAAUGGAGGUAAUCAUUGUGAUCAGUAAGAUUAGCAAUUGAGUCUAGCAAAGCACUUGCCAUUUGGGGCUUAAAAAAAGGAAAAGAAACAACUGAUCUUGUCUUUAAUACAAGAUAAAAGUGGACUCGAAAUACUACAAGUUGUAAGUACAUCAGUUGCUUGAACCCUUCAAUCAUAAGUGAGAAACAAAAGGAGAGUGAGAAGCUGGCAUUACUCAACACUCAGUUUGCAUAAUUCAUAUUUUUCAGUUUCUUACUGAAUCUAUUAUUAAGAACACAAAAGUAGUAAAAACACAAAAACCCCCAAAACCCAAGCAAACAGAUAAAAUGGCAGAGCAUGGACUUGAAACAUUAACCUAUAAUAUAUAAAUGCAAUAUUAUAUGUUCAAUUACAUAUUUUGUGAUCUAAAUAAUAAAUCUGCAAUGAUCUACUUGGAAAAUGUACCUCGCUAUUUCCUUGUCCCAACAAAUUCAACAGAAAAUGGCCAAGCAUAAAAAAGGAAAUGUUGUGGAGCACAAUGUACUUUACUAUUUCCUUGUUAUGAAAGAGCCAUGUUUUGCACUUUAUACAGAGCCAUUUCCUUGACAAAAGUGGGAUUACAUUAUAUUUUGGGUGGUUCCUUGUAAGUUAUAAUUUAAUUUCUUUUGUUACUACAAAAAGCCACAUUUUUGAUGAUUUUUUUCCCAUGAGGCAUGUAUUUUGUUUCAGGAUAAAAUACCUGUUAGGAUUUGCAUGUGAGAGGUUGGGUUCAAAGGUGUGGGAAGAUUUUGUUGUUAUGGGAAAUGUGAAUCACUUGAAACUCCAGAGCCUACAAGGACUGAAAAUGUAUUCAACAAGAAAACUUUGCUUCCAUGUAAAACAAGACUAGGCUUGCCUUUUUAAUGGUAAAAUCUGUCGGCAUUAAUCUCUUCAAAAUGACAAAGAAAUCAGUCCAGUUUUGCUUUACAGGAGGUAGGACAAUUCUGCUGUUCUUAAUUGUCAUUCUUUUGUGUAUAUGAAUGUGAACUUCAAGUGGGAAAGUCAAUGCUAGAUUAUGCUACGGACGAAUGUGAGAGGGGAGAAAAUUUUUGUCAUCAGAUUUGCGACAGAAUUCAUUAGAUUUUCACCAGUGUUCUAAUGGUGCUAACUUAUACAAAUUCGUAGCAUUCAUGGUUGAUCUGACAUCAAAAUUUUGCUUUAAUGUUCUCUCUUCGGCAAAGAAUGAACCACCCUUAAGGCAUGCUUGUCGACAACUUUUGUUUUGAU